AUUCAAUUCGCUUUCAUCAGUGAGAGUAUCAGUUGGUCUCUAUCCAAAGAAAAUUUUAGACUUCAAUCUAAGCUACAUUACCAUGGCAAAGCAGCUUAUUUUCGCGAUCCUCGGCUUAUUUUUAUGGGUCGAUGCCGCUCCCAGCUCUGUUGAUGACAUACAAAAGGAACAUUUCAUUGAAACGGCCGUACGAUAUGAUGGCUAUCAGCUAUGGAAUGUUCAAAUUUCCAAGGACAUGAACGUGAUCCCAAGCCUAAAAGAGGAAUUCGAUGUCACAGUCUGGAAUAGCGAUCAUACUACAGCUGAUGUGCUAGUGAAACAAUCGACUAUCAAUCAAGUUCGUAAAGUACUUCAAGAUAAUAACAUUCAAUAUUCAGUCCAAAUCGAGGAUUUACAAAAGCUAAUCGAACUAGAGGCCCAGCCGCUCAAUGACAAUGUUGUAAUAAACCAAGAUCAUCCUCUUACGUGGACGGCAUACCAUUCAACUGAGGACAUCUUCAAAUUUCUAGACUAUUUGGUUGAGAAAUAUCCGAAUUUGUGUUCACUUCAAACCAUUGGCUAUUCGGUUGAAAACCGGCCAUUGAAAGUGUUGAAAAUUUCAAAUGGAAAUAGUGGAAAUAAGGCAAUUUGGAUUGACGGCGGAAUUCAUGCACGCGAAUGGGUCAGUCCAGCAUCCGUAACUUAUAUCGGGAAUGAUUUAGUUGAAAACUGGGAAAGUCAACCGGAUCAUAUAAAAAAUGUCAACUGGUAUGUGUUGCCAGUGCACAAUCCAGACGGAUAUGAAUAUUCGCGCAAAUCUGACCGUCUAUGGCGCAAGAAUCGCAGUGGUGGAAAUACCGGUCGAUGUGCUGGUGUCGAUUUGAAUAGAAACUUUGGUUACAAAUGGGGUGGAUUAGGUACAUCGAUUGAUCCAUGCAGUGAAAUUUUCCGCGGAGCUAAAGCUUUCUCCGAACUAGAAUCGGCUGCAGUCGAAAGUUUCUUCAAAAAUACCAACGAAAAAUUCGAUGCAUACUUGACCUUCCACAGUUAUGGUCAAUGGAUUCUGUAUCCAUGGGGCUAUGACAAGGAAUUACCAGAUGACCACGAAGAUCUGGCCCGUGUAGGCAACGAAGCCGCAAAGAAUAUCAAAGCAUUGGACAAUCAAAAGUACACCGUUGGAUCGUCAGCAAUAUUGUUGUAUCCGGCCGCGGGAGGCUCUGAUGAUUGGGCCAAAAGCCUUGGUGUGAAAUAUAGUUACACCGCUGAAUUGCGUGAUAAGGGUCAUUAUGGAUUUGUAUUGCCUCCAGAAUUCAUUGAACCAACGGCCAAAGAGGCUCGUGCAUUUGUCCAUACUGUAUCACAGGCCAUAGCUAAUGAAAUGAAAUGAAUCUAGUCAGUUAGUGGCAUUCCGUGGCAAAAUAGAAGACAUCACAGUUUUAAUGAUUUGGUUUUUAUCAUUUUUAUUGACUACGUCUACAUGACACGAAUGCAUUUCAUUUACUACUUGUUUGCAGAUUUAUCACAAUUACAUAAUAAUUAGAAUAGAACAAAAUAUAUAAAAA
Sitodiplosis mosellana (orange wheat blossom midge) is the source of this 1541-nucleotide messenger RNA. Its product is annotated as carboxypeptidase B-like. Lineage: Eukaryota; Metazoa; Arthropoda; Insecta; Diptera; Cecidomyiidae. The record is from RefSeq and is a predicted model, not a curated record. Gene Ontology annotation, biological process: proteolysis. The transcript is spliced from 5 exons. Gene Ontology annotation, molecular function: zinc ion binding; metallocarboxypeptidase activity. The coding region runs from base 83 to 1366 and encodes 427 amino acids.